GAGUGUCCUGGCCCUGUGUCCAUGCUGGGGCGCCUUUCCAUCUGCGAGUGGACAGACAGCUGCCCUCAGGCAGCCACAAAGUUUCUUUGCCCGAUGGGGGCCUGGGGCCCUGCCAGCUUGGAUGAGUGGCACUCUGCAGCUGUAGCCGUGGCUCUUUGCCUGGUUUACCUGCCCCACUGUGGCUCUUCCUGGACAGCGGGCCCAGGGAGGGGUGACCCCAGGGAAGCAGAGGAGACCCUGCACUGGGGGACGGCUGGGCAUCUCUGGACCAGGCUCAGUGACCAGAGCACACCUUUCCCUGGGCUCCCUGGUGUGGGGAGGGGGCUGAGGGAGGAGUGCCCACAGUCUGUCUGGGGCCUGGGGCCCUCCCUGAGGCCACGGGGGGGGGGGGUCACGGGCUGUCUUGUCCCCAUCCAGUGACAUCUGUCACCUGGGCUGGGGCUGGGGGCGUUGCACAGGAUAUCCCACUGAUCACUCCUACUCCCUGCGUGGGCUGUGGUUUUGCAGUGCCCCCACGCCCUUCCCAAUGACCUUGGGCUUGGCCACAUGGCUCUGCUGGUCAGUGAGAUGGGAGGGGCUGGGUUGCAAUGAGGGUGGGGGGUGCGUGAGGUGUGCCCUGGCCUCCUGGGGUCCUCCUGGAAGAGAUCCUGCUGGGGCCCAGGACAAACCCCCUGCCCGAAGCAGCAGGGUGGGCAGACAGCCCCUAGGGCCCAUGAGUUCUAGCACAGCCCUUGCUGGGGAGCUGCCGAGUUUCAGGGGCUGAGUUUCACACAUCGGCAAGUUGGAAGUGGAGGGCUAUAUUGUCUGUGUUUCUUCUGCCUUUUUCGCUUCACCCCUCCGCCCCCUUGGUGGAAAUGACAUACUGGGUGCUUGGCUCCCGCUCCCCCACGUGAUGCGUCCUCCUGGAGCCCCGUGGACGGUGGACACUGGCCUCAUCCUCCCCACCCACUUUAGUCCAGGGCUGUCCUGGGGGUGAGACUCCCUGCCCUCUGAGCUGCAGCCCCUGGGAGCUCCUGUGUGACCGCUGAGCAUGGUGGGGAGGUACUCCCGCGGGCACCAGGGAGCGUGGGAGUGUCCUGAGCCCGGCCCCCGCCCACGGCACCCCUCUCCUCCUCCAGGCCCCCGGCCCACCCACGUUAUUUCUGUCCUGUCGCACCCACCAUGCCAGCCACCGGCCAGGGCAGGGAGGCCGCUGGCCAGCCCGGACCAAUCUGGGGACCAGGACUCAGUCCCCAGAUUGUGUCUGGGGACCAGUCACAGAAAGGGGGCCGUGUGGGAAGGUGGGUCACGGGCCUGGCUCCGAUGCCCAGCCCCUCCUCCGCUGGCCAGCAAGCCACGGAGCGCCACCUCGUGUGCUGUUAUGGGGGUUUUGUCCUGUCCUUACGGACUUAACACUCGGUUGAGCACUGCAGACGUUUCCCCUGGUCUGUUUGUCUUUGAAGCUUAUUUAUUUACUUCCUGGAUAAAGAGACAAAUCUGCAUGCGGUAAAAUCCAGUAUUUCUAUCUUGCAUUCCAAGGUCCCCGUUCUGAAGUUGUUUUCAUCCCAAGACGUAAAAGCUAGUUAGACUUUCUCCUGGUAUAAAGCAAGCUUUGAAGGAGUAGAAGGAGGAGAACAGGUCUUGAAUUUGGUCCCCUGUUUCCCAGAUCCAUCCUGAGGGUUCGCGGACCCUCAGCCUUCACCUCGUCCACUUCAUCCUCACCUCUGGGUCCAGAGGCCCUUGAAGGUGCCUGUGGCUCCCUGGCGACCCGGGGCCGAGGGACCCCUGGGCAUGGGGCCGGGUGAGCAGGUGGGAGCCCUGGGGGGCUGGCCUGGCGGGGAGGCCCACGGAAGGAGCCCUACGCUCCCUGCGCCAGCUGAGCCCCAGGGAAAGUCCGGUUCUUUCUGAGAACUGAAGCUUAAGCUCUCCCGACUUGGGCUGCAGGGCGUGGCCUCGCACCUGAGCCAGGUCAGCUCCCGUGGGAGUCAAGUUCAUACUCUGCACGUACCGCACCCUGCCGGGUGCCUGUGCCCAGGGGCUAAGGGCUGGCCUCCCUCCGCCUGGACCGCCACCUGCCCACCGCCAUUGCGUGGGCCCCAGCCAGCAUGCUGUCCCCACCAGGUGGCAUGCAGAGGUGCUUCCAGGCCAUUCUCCUUCUGGCCCUGAUCGUGUUCCUGCUGGCUGGCUUCCUGCACAGGGACAUCAGGCUGUUCGAACCCCUGCUCGGGGGCCAGGCCGAGGGGCCACCCAUUAUCAAUGUCAUGUUCCUCAAGACGCACAAGACCGCCAGCAGCACGGUACUCAACAUCCUCUUCCGCUUUGCGGAGAUGCACAACCUGUCGGUGGCGCUACCCGCCGGCUCUCGCUUUCACCUGGGCUACCCCUGGCUCUUCCUGGCGCGCUACGUGGAGGGCCUGGAGUCCCCCGGCCCGCAGCGGCAUUUCAACAUCAUGUGCAACCACCUGAGGUUCAACCUGCCGGAGGUGCAGAAGGUCAUGCCCGACGACACUUUCUACUUCUCCAUCCUCAGAAACCCCGUCUUCCAGCUGGAGUCCGCCUUCGCCUACUACAGGAAAGACGUGCCCGCCUUCCGGGCGGCGGGCAGCCUGGACGCCUUCCUGGCCGCCCCGCGCACCUACUACCACCGCGGCGCGGGCCUGCGCAACGCCCCCGCCCGGAACGGCAUGUGGUUCGACCUGGGCUUUGACAACGACGCGCCGGACGACGAGGCGUACGUGCGCGCGCGCCUCGCCGACGUGGAGCGGCGCUUCCAGCUGGUCCUCAUCGCCGAGCACUUGGACGAGUCUCUGGUGCUGCUGCGCCACCUGCUGCGCUGGCGGCUGGACGACGUGGUGGCCUUCCCGCUCAACUCGCGCAGCCCGCGCAGCGUCGCCGGCCUGUCGCCCGAGGCCCGCGCGCGCGCCCGGCGCUGGUGCGCCCUCGACUGGCGCCUCUACGAACACUUCAACCGCACCCUGUGGGCCCGCGUGCGCGCCGAGCUGGGCCCGCGGCGCCUGCGCUCCGAGCUGGCCCGGCUGCGGGCGCGGCGGCGGGAGCUGGCGGCGCGGUGCCUGCAGGACGGCGAGGCCAAGAACGGGUCGCAGAUCACCGACCGCCGGCUGCGCCCCUACCAGUCGGGCGUGGCCGACAUCAUGGGCUACAACCUCCGGCGGGGCCUGGACAACCAGACGCGGCAGAUGUGCCUGAGGAUGGUGACUCCCGAGCUCCAGUACAUGGCCCACCUGUACGCCCGCCAGUUCCCGGGGAAGCCCCCCAAGAACAUCCCCUUCCUGGAGGAAUAGAGGGACGGGGUCGGGCCCCCCGUGUGACUGCAGCCCCCUCCUGUCAUGGCGGGGAGGCCGUGGCCCCAGUUCAUGCGGGGGCGGGGGGGGGGGAGCUCCCGCAGCAGCCCCUCUUUAGGGUGAAGACCCCUGUGAAGGCGCCCACCCGGGAUCCAUCCUCUUGGAGGGGCCUUUUCGGUGAGGGCCCCGAUCUUGGACAGUAGGGACACCUGGUCUGAGGGCAUGAACCUGUUCAACAGAAUACGCUCACGUGUUUAAUUAGACGUCAGUACACCGUCCCACGAAGGAACACACACGGACACGCGGCCCAUCAGAGCGCAUGCCAGCACUGCCGGUGGAAGGAACCACUGGACACGUGAACCGUCAGAAGAAUUGGAACUCAGAGAACCCAGAGGGGCUUGGGCAGCAGGGCCAUGGGUCCCCGAGGGAGCCCAGAGUGGCUCCCUGAACUUGCCGGUCACAGAGACACUUGUGCUGCACCCACAGGCGGCACUUGGAUAACAGGCCCAGGAAACUGGUAUGAGGCAGCGAGUCUGGAAUGUUCAGCUUCCCAUCUCUUUGGCUGUAUGAAGUUUCUUUCCAGCUGAAGAAUGGCUUUAGGUUGAGAAAUGUUUAUAAGACGCAUGGUUUGGCCGGAGCACAAGCGGGGGGGGGGGGGGGUUAGUCCUGCAGCUCCCUGUUGGGACAGCCCCCCGGAGUGUCUGCCGGAGGAGCCCCCGCGGCUGGUGGCACCCUCCCUUGUGCCGGAGACCCCCUCGGAUGCAGCGCCAGAGGGGGGUGGCUUCCAGGCACCCCUGUUUGCCACCCGUGGGGAGGGACUGAGGACCCCCUGCCUAGCAGGACAGGAUCCCUGGCUGCCCCGGGGCCCAGUGCUUAGGGUGGGUGCACACUGGAACCGGAUGCCCCGUGUCCCGAGAGAAGCAGGGUGCCUGGGGCAGCCAAGAACCAGAACUGCUCUCACACGCUCAGCCUGGCCUGUCUGCCGGGUGCCCGGGGUCUUCUUCCUUCCACGCCAGGGUCCUCGGCCCGAAGUCCCCAGUUGCCUGGCCGGGAGUUGGGGGGGGGGGGCAACCUGGGGAGGGGGCGUGGCCACACUUUUCAGGGGGUCAGCAUUUCGCAGAGACACCCAGCCAUCAGAACAGGCAGCAUCUACCUUGGACAUCAGUUUAAUGGGAAAUUUAAGAAUAAUGAAACUUCAGUGAGAUUAGAGGACAUAGUGCAGAGAUUUUUGAGAGUAAAACAGGAUAUCAGAAACUGAAAACCUGACUUCCCCGAAACUGCACAGAGACAGUAAAGACCAGAACGGACACUGCAGAGAGCCAGGGGCAGUGGGGACCGUGGAGGGACGUCCUGGGGAAUGGAAGGGAGACCAGAUGCAGGCUAAGCAGCACGUGGGUAACAGAGCCCCAGAAGGAGAGUGAGGGAUUUAUAGGUAAGAAACUAUAGCCACGCAAAGAAACGAAAUAUUACCCCCAUUUGAAGACAGACUCAAAUUGGGUGCCCUGGGCGUCAGGCAGUCUCCACCAGUUAGCUUGGGCCAGCGUGCCCGUCCAGGGUGAGGACAGAUGUGCCUCGUCUUGUCCCCAGUGCCAGG
Messenger RNA from Acinonyx jubatus (cheetah), 4875 nucleotides. RefSeq names its product galactose-3-O-sulfotransferase 2 (gene GAL3ST2). Lineage: Eukaryota; Metazoa; Chordata; Mammalia; Carnivora; Felidae. Gene Ontology annotation, molecular function: galactosylceramide sulfotransferase activity. The record is from RefSeq and is a predicted model, not a curated record. The transcript is spliced from 4 exons. Gene Ontology annotation, cellular component: membrane. Gene Ontology annotation, biological process: glycolipid biosynthetic process; glycoprotein biosynthetic process. Bases 2085 to 3281 code for a protein of 398 amino acids.